Messenger RNA from Nezara viridula (southern green stink bug), 394 nucleotides. NCBI's taxonomy places the organism in Eukaryota, Metazoa, Arthropoda, Insecta, Hemiptera, Pentatomidae. The record is from the annotation of a GenBank genome assembly.
CUGCAUAGCUUUUUUUUCAUUCAUACUGCUACUUGAGACAGCAAUGUCAUCAGCAAAUGCUGUCACUGAAGCAUUUUUGUGUUUGGUUCCCACUAUUUCCGCAAUAUAUGAUAGGAAAAGAACGGGAGAUAAAACAGCUCCUUGGGGUACCCCACAAGUGAGAUCGACAUUACUUGAUUUCUCAUUUCCAACUUUUACUGAUAAGGUAAGACGGCUUAGAAAUGAUUUUAUCAAUUAGUAUAAUUGUUCAAGACAAAUGCCUUCGAGGAUCCAAGGAUUUUGGAUAGAGCCCCAAAGCUCGAUCCUCCAUUGAUAUUAAAGCAGUGGCCUUAUUUCUAUUUAAGUUUUUUGUUAUCUCCGACUGUAGUUUUACUAGAGAAUGUUCAGUGCACAU